UUUUUGUUGGGAUGAGUAGAUUAGUUGCUGGACUCCAUAGAUGCACAGAAAGAAAUUGCUCUACUGCCAAGGAGAUAUUCCCAUGAAUAACCCUAAAAACUAGAUCUGGCGGUUGACUUGUUUUUCUUUUGGUGAAGAGAGAGUAAGUUGUAGAGAAUGGCUGAGGCAAUUGUUUCCUUUGUGCUCCAAAGGGUCGGAGACUUCACCACUCAGGAAGCAAAGUUCUUGUCUGGAGUCAGCCAUCAAGUUGAGGUUUCACAAACUGAGCUACAGUUGAUGCAGGGAUUCUUGAAAGAUGCAGAUGCAAGACAAGGAGAAGAUGCAAGAGUCCAGAUUUGGGUUGCCAAGAUUAGAGAUGCUGCCUAUGAUUUGGAAGAUGUUAUUGAAACUUAUGGCUUGAAAGUGGCUUCCAAGAAGAAAACAGGUAUGAAGAAUGUUCUUAAAAGAUUUGCCUGCAUCUUCAAGGAACGGCUUGAUCUUCGCAAGAUUGGGGCAGAAAUUGAGAACAUUACUGCUAAAAUUUCUAAUUUGAGGAUGAGUUUGCAAAGCUAUAACAUUGUAAGGGAAACAAGAGAGAUUGGAGGUGCAUCUUCUUUGCAAUCAUUUGAGAGACAACAACAACUAAGGCGAACUUAUUCUCAUGUUAUUGAACGUGAUGUUGUUGGGAUAGAAGACAAUGUAAAGGAAAUAGUCACACAUUUGGUGAAGGAAGAAAGUUGCCUCCGAGUUGUUUCUAUUUGGGGUAUGGGUGGUGCAGGGAAAACCACACUUGCAAAACAGAUUUAUCAUCACAAAGAAGUUAGGUGUCAUUUCAAUAGUUUUGCUUGGGUGUGUAUAUCUCAACAGUAUCAAGUAAGAGAUGUUUGGGAAGGCAUUUUAUUUAAACUCAUUUCUGCCACCAAGGAACAGAGAGAAGAAAUUGCAAAAAUGAGGGACUAUGAAAUAGCCAAGAAGCUUUUUCGCGUCCAGCAAGGAAAGAGAUGCUUGGUUAUACUUGAUGACAUUUGGAGCAUUGAGACAUUUAACUCUUUGAAAGCUGCAUUUCCAUUAACAUGUGAGGAAACACAAAGCAGAAUUUUACUUACAACACGCAAUGAAGCAGUGGCUUUGCAUGCUGAUAGAAAUGGUUUUCUCCACCAACCCCAGGCACUAAAUGAAAUCAAAAGUUGGGAACUAUUUGAGAAGAUAGCAUUAUUUGGAAGGGUUGAUAAAGAUUCUGGAGUUUACAUAAAGAUGAAAGAACUCGGAAUGGAGAUGCUUCGACACUGUGCAGGUUUGCCAUUAGCCAUCACUGUGCUUGCCGGAGUUCUAGCAAGAAAAAACACCGUUAACGAGUGGAUUACAGUGCAUGCAAAUGUUUAUGUAUACAUAAGGAGAGGCAUAGGUCCUGAAGAAGAAUAUGCAGGUGCUUCAUGGGUAUUGGCAUUGAGUUAUGAUGACUUACCUUAUCACUUAAAACCAUGCCUAUUGUAUUUAGGCCAUUUUCCUGAAGAUUUUGAGAUUCCGGUGAAAAGAUUGACCCAAUUAUGGAUGGCGGAAGGUCUCGUCUCACUGACACAAGGACAAGGUUUAGGGGAAGCAAUGGAGGAUAUAGCGUACCAUUGCUUAAGUGAGUUGAUGAUAAGGUGUGUGGUUCAAGUUGGAGAAACGGGUUCAAUUGGUACGAUUAAAACUUGUCGAAUCCAUGAUCUUGUAAGAGACUUGUGUUUGUCAAAGGCGGAAGAGGAGAACUUUCUCCAAGUUGUGAAUUCUUCACAGAGAAACGAGGCAAUCAGUCCUUUUUCUUCUUCUAUGGUAACCAAGGCAGCACCAUUGGGGAAAGUUCGAAGACUUGCCAUCUACUUGAAUGAGAAUCAUACGUUGGUUCCAUCAAGAUAUGAGAAAGAUGACCACCUUAGAUCUCUCUUAUACUUUGGCUUAAAAGAAUGGAGGGGACAAUGUAAAAGAUUGAUACUUACCAUGUUCAAGGAUUUCAAAUUACUUAGAGUUUUGAAGGUUGAAGGUAUGAACAGAGAAGCAGAGUUGCCAAGUGAAAUUGGAAAUAUGGUCCACUUAAGGUUUUUAAGCCUGAGGGGAAGUAAUAUAAAACGGAUUCCUGCAUCUCUGGGUAACUUGAUAUGCUUGCAAACUCUAGAUCUUCGAGUUGAAGAUAGUUGGCUGUUCAUCCCAAAUGUCAUAUGGAAGAUGAAACACGUAAGACAUUUAUAUUUGCCCUUUUUUCAUCGGCUCCGAGUAUGCAGUAAACUGAAAAUUUCUACGCUUCACAACUUACAGACUUUAUAUCCUGUUUCAAGCUCCAAUUGUGAUUUGAAUGAUCUUACUGGUCUAACAAAUCUUAGAAAACUGAGUAUAACGCUGUCAAGCCCCUUAGAAAAUCUGGAGGAAAUCUUGAAAUCUACUGGCAGCACGCUUAACCAUAUACGGUCUCUAUUUGUGUACACUGAUUUGGCAGUCACUGGUUCUACAGAGCAAGUUACGCAAAUAGUAUCAAGUUGUCGUCAUAUAUACAAACUGAAGCUGGAAGGGCCGACCGCAGAAUUACCGAGAGAGCUCCAUUGCUUUCCCAACCUCACCAAGUUAACACUGCGUCGCUUCUUUCUCAAGGACGACCAAAUGGGAAUUAUAGAGAAGCUGCCAAACCUAACAACUCUGAGGCUUGAACAAAACACUUUCAACAAGGAUGCAAAGAUAUUGGUUUUUUCCAAAGGAGGCUUUCCUCAUCUUCAAUUUCUUUCACUUUUUCACAUGUCUGAAGUAAAAGAGUGGAGGGUGGAGGAAGGAGCCAUGCCUAGUCUCCGCCGACUGAGCAUUAAAUAUUGCAACGGAUUGACGACAAUUGUAGAUGGGCUGAGAUAUCUUACUACUCUCAGGGAAUUAAGCAUUGAAGGGAUGUCAAGUACAUUCCAGAGUAAGCUUAAGGCAGGAGGAGAGGAUUUCCACAAAAUCCAACAUGUCACUUCCCUUGUAUUUGGGUUUGUAGAUGCUCUGUGUGUUGGUGUUGAUCUUCUAAAUGGAAUGAGUACUGAGUUUGCAUUAUCCUACUGUACUAGCAGCUGGGACUUGCAUGACAUGGGGAAAAUAUAUAUUUGCAGAUGAAGCUGAUGACCAAGCAAAUUGUUCAGGAGAAGAAAGAAAAGGUUGACAGGUUGAAUUGUGCAAGACAUGUGAUGUGAAAUGGAAUCAGCUGAGUUUGCUGAUGGUUACUUGGAGCUCAAUGGAAAUCUACGUUUUAUGGCGUAUUUCAAUGUUCGGCGAAAAUUGAAAGUUUUGGGGUCAAUGUUUGCCUGGAAUCAUUCAGUUGUUUGGUGUAUAUAUACAGCAUUCUUUUUGUGGCAAUUUAGAGUUGUUUCUUUGCGUUAAUGCAAUUAUAAAUUUGAAAACAAGAAAUAUACUGCAGCAAAGAGUUUCCCUUGUUUUUUUUUUUUUGGGGGUCAAAGUGCUUCCCCUGUAUUUUGGAGGGAAUGUGUUCAUGCAAAUUUGAUUGUAAUUAUGAAGCUGUAAAAGCACAGGCCUUCGGCCUUUUUUUUAAUUAAUUUUUUCCCCAUUUUUUGUUUGUUUAA
Messenger RNA from Prunus dulcis (almond), 3560 nucleotides. RefSeq names its product putative disease resistance protein At1g50180. The record is from RefSeq and is a predicted model, not a curated record. The transcript has 3 exons. Gene Ontology annotation, biological process: defense response to other organism. The coding region runs from base 157 to 3096 and encodes 979 amino acids. Gene Ontology annotation, molecular function: ADP binding. Lineage: Eukaryota; Viridiplantae; Streptophyta; Magnoliopsida; Rosales; Rosaceae.